ACUGUGCUAAUUUGAUAACAAUACAAUUGUUUGAUAACAUAAAAUUAAUUGAAACAGUCUCACAACGAGAUGUGUAAUUAUUAGUAACGUGCCAUUAACUGCAUUUCAAUUUAUACCCAUCGAAUUAUGCAUUUUAUGACAAGUUAAUAAGUUUAUUUGCAAUUGGACCAAAGAGUUAGUAAUUGAGUGCAAUGUCUCAUCCUCACAUACGAGAAGCAGCUGAAUCUCUCCUAAACAGUGUCACGUCCCCGCCUUAUAGAAUGAUGAAUCAUUCACAGUCCGUGAAUCUGAUGACCGAGGACCUAGUGGCGGGACACAGGCCCGCCGGGAAGAUGUCCUCGGUCAGAAGGUUCUUCUGUCUCUUCGUGACCUUCGAUUUAAUGUUCACAAGCCUCAUGUGGCUGAUUUGUGUUAUGGUUCGUAACGAGACGUUAGACCAAAUAUUGCAAAGAGAAAUUAUUAGUUAUAAUAUAAAACUAUCGUUAUUCGACAUAGUGGUGUUAGCUGUGAUAAGAUUUACAAUAUUAUUGUUGUUCUACGCUUUAUUAUAUAUCAACAAUUGGAGUGUGAUAGCUCUCUCGACAAGCGGCACUUGCGCCUUUUUAAUAGCGAAAGUGUUCGUAUUCGUUUGGUCCGAUGCGUCACAGCCCGUGUAUCAAGUGUUCCUUAUACUGACUUCGUUUACGUUGUCAUGGGGAGAGGCCUGGUUCUUGGACUUCAGGGUCUUACCGCAGGAGCUACACUGCAAGGAGAUACUAGAUUCCUUAGCUCAGCACAGCGUCUCCGAGCGCACGCCGCUACUGGACCCUCAGCCCGGUGUGAAUUCGACGUACGCAGAGUCCACGGUUAAAUGGUUCUCCCCGGUCGACACGCCGGAGUCGAGUCCACGGCCGCGAAGGUUCGGGGAGCAGGUCAUACUGACGCAGGAGCAGAUCGAUGAGUACAAGAGUCAGGCUAACGAGAGCAUGGCGAACGCUUGGCGCAUCAUCACGCUGCCAAACUGGACGGUGGAGAAGCGAGGGACCGUCAGGGGAGACGUCGUGGAGUCCAGGAAAGUUGAAGGCUUCGGCAAGGUCUAUAGAUUUACGGGUGUAGUCAACUGUCCCGCCAGGUUUCUAUACGAGGAGUUCAAGAACAACCUGACGAAGUUGCCCGAAUGGAAUCCGACGAUAUUGAAAUGCGAAAUAAUUAAGGAAAUCGGCGAUGGCGUGGACCUGUCGUACCAGGUGACGGCUGGCGGGGGACGAGGCAUAAUAACCCCUCGCGACUUCGUGAUCCUGCGCCGGAUCGCGCUACUCUCCCGGGAGGGACGCGUCGUCGACGAAAAUCCCCACGGAUACAUCAGUAGCGGAGUCAGCGUUCAAGUUCCCGGGUACCCGCCCCUCAAGGAGAUGGUUAGGGGACACAAUAAAGUCGGUUGCUGGUACCUACAGCCUCGGACUGUACAUACUGCUGGAGGAAAAAUCGAGGACCAGACCCUGUUCCAAUGGUUGAUGUGUUGUGAUCUCAAAGGUAAAAUACCUCAAUUCGUGUUGGACGUCGCUUUCGCCACUGUGAUGCUGGACUACAUCGUGCACGUCAGGAAGUUCGUGGCUGAAGCGAAGGCCAGAGCCGAAUUCUGACCUUGAAACGUCCAAAAGCUGCAUCUGCUUACACUGGUGGUAGGACCUCUUGUCAGUCUGCGCGGGUAGGUACC
Bombyx mandarina (wild silkworm) is the source of this 1696-nucleotide messenger RNA. RefSeq names its product Steroidogenic acute regulatory protein-like (gene Start1). Lineage: Eukaryota; Metazoa; Arthropoda; Insecta; Lepidoptera; Bombycidae. The record is from RefSeq and is a predicted model, not a curated record. Gene Ontology annotation, cellular component: lysosomal membrane; endoplasmic reticulum membrane; late endosome membrane. Gene Ontology annotation, molecular function: lipid binding.